GAGCGUGUGUGUGUUUGAAAAUUAAAAGUUCUGGUAUUCUCAGGUCAACGCAUACGAGCUUUCCCCAUCGCUGCAAGUAAACAUCGCGCGUUCAAAAACCCAAGUGCAUUUAACGAAGAACGAAAACCCUUAAAGUUUUAACUACGAAUAGAAUAAAAUACGAAAAUAGUGUUGAAAUUCGGAAAAUAACGUUGCGAAAAUGGUGCUCGCACCAGAAUCGACGACCGGCGAGCACGAAACCAUCCGGAAGAGUCUCGAGGAUCUAUUGAAGUUGAUGUUGAUCGUUUGGUGCAGGGAGAAUCAAGCGUUGAAGCUGAUCUCGACGCAGAAGACGAAUGAGAGCGACAAGACGGUGAUAGUGAGACGGGAAUCGGGGGAGUUCGGUUUCCGGAUUCACGGAUCGAAACCGGUGGUGGUGUCCGCCAUAGAACCGGAUACGCCGGCGGAGAGUUCCGGUUUGGAAGUCGGCGACAUCGUGUUGGCCGUGAACGGGGUCAGCGUCUUGGACAAAAGCCAUUCGGAGGUCGUCAAAAUCGCGCACGCCGGAAGCGACACCCUCACAUUAGAGGUGGCGAGGACGUGCGGCGUGUUGAGUCCGGCUUCGGCGGAGACGCACGGAGGUUCGCCCUUAUACAGCGGUUAUCUAUGGAAAUUGGGUGGACACGCGAGCGGAACUCCCUCGAACAAAUGGAUAAGACGAUGGUUCUCGCUGAAGAAAGAUAACUGCCUCUAUUACUAUAAGACUGAUAUGGAUAAACAACCAGUUGGUGCUAUGAUGCUGUUCAAUUACGAGAUCUGUCGCGAAGAGGACGAAGAGGGAGACGCGCCGAGCAGAUGCUUCAGGUUCAGCCUGAAGAGGAAAGGAGCACCGACGCUCCAUUUGGCUGCGGACAGUGAGCAGGCCGUGGCCAGAUGGUUGGAGGUUCUUCUGCACGCCGCGGCGGAAAGCCAGUUGGCCGAUGCUUGGUUGGAGCAAACAAGGAGGAAUCUGACGAUUCCGCCGAAUUCCAUAAGAAGACCCGAUUGUUUCGGGUAUCUCGUCAAGUUGGGAACGCAGUGGAAAUCGUGGAGCAAGAGAUACUGCGUCUUGAAAGACGCUUGUCUCUACUUCUACCCGGACGCAAACGCCAAAAACGCUUUCGGUGUGGCGUGUUUGCACGGCUACCGUGUCCAGCAGACUUCUUCGGGGAGCAAGAAGCACGCGUUCGAAAUUAUUCCAUCCGAUUCCAAGCAGAAGCACUACUAUUUCCACACCGAAUCAGACAUGGACAGAAAACGAUGGUUGGCGGCGCUGGAGUAUUCCAUAGAUAGAUGGUUGAAAGUUGGAUAAAAAUAUAUAUAAAUAUAUAGAGAGUACAUAAACUUAUAUAUACAUACAUGUUAUAUAGCCAUUUACAUACAUUCUUUUUUGGAAAUAUCUUUGAAUGGAGGAGCGAAAGAGGAAGGAAAAUUGCGCACACGAGUUUUUCUAUAAAUAUUAUUAUUAUUAUUACUAAAAUACUAAACGAUAAAAAGAGAGAGAGAAUGCAAGAAGAGAAGAGAAAAAUAAAUUGUGAUUCGAUGUACACGUAGUUUGUAGGCCAUAUUUCCUUCUUUUGAUAAUUCAAAUUAUCUCAACAACAACAACAACAAAAAAAAACUAUAAUUAACACACAUAUAAAUUUAGCGACUAGACCAAAUAGGUUUAAACAAGGGCGGCUGCAGAAGGAACGGCGAUGUAGCGAUUAAUUAAGAUUAAGUCAGCUUAGCCGAGGAUCGAAUAAAACAAAAGCGAACGGAAGUGACGUAUUGAUUCUAAAUUAACUGUAGGAUUCGUUAGGUUGUAAGGCUUCUUCUACUUCUACUACUUCAUCUUCUUCGGGAAGAUAAAGUGAAUUAUCAUGAAAAUAUAUAAAAAAAAAAGAGGAGAAGUCGUCGUUAGCUUGAUUUAGUCGGUGUGUCUAUCAUAUGUUUGCGUACAAUUCUCCAUCAUCAUACAUUCUUUUUUUUUUUUC
Nicrophorus vespilloides is the source of this 1994-nucleotide messenger RNA. RefSeq names its product glutamate receptor-interacting protein 2-like. The transcript has 7 exons. Lineage: Eukaryota; Metazoa; Arthropoda; Insecta; Coleoptera; Silphidae. The coding region runs from base 200 to 1330 and encodes 376 amino acids. The record is from RefSeq and is a predicted model, not a curated record. Gene Ontology annotation, molecular function: protein binding.